AUGGUGACGAAAAGGCGUGCCUGCGAUGCGUGCUACAAGCGAAAGAUUCAAUGCUACAGCUCCGAAGCAGGUGGCGAUGCGGCCUGUGACUGGUGCCAACACCACGACCUCGCCUGCACCUUUGACCGCGUCAGCCGUAGGAAGAAAAGAGUAACCGAGACUGGUUCGAGAGCGUCGCUUGCCAAACGCCUGGAGCAGAUCGAGGUGGCUUUAGCUCGCUCCGUGGUACCGCAGCAAACGUCGACUAGGUCCAUGGGCCAUACUUGUACAGUAUGUCGAUCUGAAUCUUCGUUGCGUCGUCUCAACAGAAACAGUACCCCCUUGGGCCAAAUCUAUUUUGCAGGACAAAAUUUUGGCGCCAUCUGCUCGAGAAACGGCAUCCCACAUUUUACCAACAGAGGCGAGCAAUGGAUCUACGCGCAAACGGGCCAAUGGCCUCGUUUCGAUCAUCUCUACGUCGACCGCUCGGAUGACAUCGGCGAGCGUGCCGAAAUUCCCGCCUUUUCCUCCUCGAGUCGAUUCCCGGUGGCCCCGAGGGCACGGCUGCCCGAGAAGAGAGUUCUCCUGUUGCUGCUUCGCGCCUUUGUAACGUCCGACUUCAGCCGGGUCUUUCCCCUCGUCGACCGUGCCUUGUUCGAGGAGACGGCCCGGCUCGCAUAUGAACAGAGCACUCCCCAGACCAUCGAACAUGUCAGUGCCAAAGCCUGCGUGUUUGCCUUUCUCUCGACCGUCGGAACGCACUUUCCGGAGCUCGAUGCUGCAUCGGACCUGGACAGCGAUGCCUGUGCCAAGGAAGCCCAGGUCUUGCUCUCGGACAUUCUCGAAGAUGCGAGCAUCACGACCCUGCAGACCAUAUUUAUGCUGUUGCUGCAUGAGACCCUCUGCGGUCACCUUCAAGCAGCCUCCAUGUAUCAUGCCGUUGCCUGCCGCACCGUCUUCGCCCUCGGAGGCCACACCCUCGUCCAUUCCCUAUCCAAAGAUGGGAAACCGACGGCGGAGGAGCACGAGGAUGGCCAUCUGCGAAUGCUCUUCUGGCUAUGCUACGCCUUUGACAAGGACAUUGCGUUACGGACGGGCCAGCCGCCCAUCAUCUGCGACCCCUUUUGCGAUCUCACGCUGCCCGACGGCUACGAGGAAAACCACUUCGCGGAUGGCCGGACCGGUUCCUCAUCCUACGCUGACGUCGACUCGGACUCAGCCGCGAACGAGUCGCAACGUCCGUGGCUUCCGAGCGAUCUGCGGCUGAGCCUCAUCAAGUCCAAGGCUGUGCACGCCCUCUACUCUGCUUCGUCGCUGCGCAAGUCGGAGGCCGAACUGCUGAGGACGAUACGCGAGCUGGACGAGGAGCUCGAAAGCUGGCGCUUGUCCGUUCCUGCCGAGUUCUCGCCCGCGCUAUCAGUGCGGAAGCACGUCAAGCUUGCCGACGACCUCAACAAGUCCAAGAGCAUGCUGCACAUCGAGCUGCAUCUCGACUAUCACUAUCUCCUCAACGUCAUACACUGCGCCAGCGGUCGCUGCCUCGUUGACUGGAACGGACCCGGAAAGGAGAGGACGUUUGGCGUCCAGUCCAGCCUGGACCUGUCGGUCGAGGCCAGCCGGUCGACGCUCAUAUACCUCAGCGCCGCGACGCAUCGCUUGGCUGGCGAGGCAUUCUGGGUCUUCAUCUUUUACCCCGUCUCCGCUCUCAUGACUCUCUUCUUUAACAUCCUUCGAAAUCCUCUUCAUGAGUAUGCGGUGCAUGACGUGGAACUUCUCUCGUCGGCCUCUGAUCUGAUUCGGAGCAUGCCCAUCCGCAGGGUGACAGCACAUGAAACGGCCUACUUGCAAAAAAUGGACGGCUUCGUGGCGGAGUUGAGCCGACUGAGCAGAUGUGCCAUUGAAAAGUCGCGGAACAGCAGUUCCGAUGCGCCUUGA
This is a messenger RNA of Drechmeria coniospora, 1914 nucleotides long. RefSeq names its product C6 transcription factor. Gene Ontology annotation, biological process: DNA-templated transcription; regulation of DNA-templated transcription. Lineage: Eukaryota; Fungi; Ascomycota; Sordariomycetes; Hypocreales; Ophiocordycipitaceae. The transcript is spliced from 5 exons. The coding region runs from base 1 to 1914 and encodes 637 amino acids. Gene Ontology annotation, molecular function: DNA-binding transcription factor activity, RNA polymerase II-specific; DNA binding; zinc ion binding. The record is from RefSeq and is a predicted model, not a curated record.